UGAGACACCCAACAGAUCAACUUCUUCUCCAACCCACCACUCAAUCCUCUCAAUCUACCUCACCAAACCCCUCUUAAUACCAAAAUGAACACCAUCGACGCAACAGAACACUACGAAACCAGCGCCCACGACCGGCCCCCCUCCCUCCUCACCAUCAUCGUCGACACCAACCCACACGCCUGGGCCCUCCUCAACCCCACCCUCCCCCUCUCCACCGCCAUCGCCAACAUCCUCGUCUUCCUCAACGCCCACCUAGCAUGCAACUACGCCAACGAAGUCGCCGUGGUAGCCUCCCACACCCACAAAGCAACAUGGCUGUACCCUGUUGAACCCACCAGCACCAACAACAAUAACAGCAAAGACACCGACGGCGACAUCACCAUGCACUCGCAAGCCCCCUCCCCCCACCCCCCAUCCUCAACCAGCAUCAACAAAUACCGCCCCUUCCGCAUCGUCGAAGAACAAGUCUCCUCCACCCUCCACACCCUAAUGUCAUCCACCACCCCGGACUCCCUCGCAGCCACCACCUCCACAAUGAUGGCCGGCGCCCUCACCCUCGCCCUCAGCCACAUCAACCGUCGCACUAUCGCCUGGAAUGAAGCCCACGGCGGAGACGUCGCCAAUCCCAACGAACCCCAUAACCCAACCUCCUCCUCUACCUCCUCAUCCGCCACGAAUGCCAGAGGAACCCCGGAAUCGACCCUACAAUCUCGAAUCCUCAUCCUCUCCGUCUCUAGCUCUACGGGUUCCGCGCAUCAAUAUAUCCCCAUCAUGAACGCUAUUUUCGCGUGUCAGAGAUUGCAUAUCCCUAUCGACGUGUGCAAGUUAUCCGGUGACGCGGUGUUCUUGCAGCAGGCGUCGGAUGCCACCAGGGGGGUGUAUAUGGCGUUGGAGGAGCCGAGGGGUCUACUGCAGUAUUUGAUGAUGGGGUUUUUGCCGGAUCAGAGGUCGAGACGGCAUUUGGUGUUGCCGACGCGAGUGGAUGUGGAUUUUAGGGCUGCGUGCUUUUGUCAUCGACGGGUGGUGGAUGUUGGGUUUGUGUGCUCGAUCUGUUUGAGUAUCUUUUGUGAGCCGUUGGGGGAUGGCGUGUGUUUGACCUGUGGGUCGAGGUUGGAUAUGAGUGAUUAUGGGGCUAAGCCGGCGGUCGUGGCGAGGAAGAAAAAGAAGAAGAAAGUCAAGGCCAAUGGGCCGUCUGCGACGGGGACGCCGACGAGUACUCCGACGCCGGGGCCGUGAGGGUGGACUCAUUCGAAGGAUUCGUGCUCUCAGCGAUAUGGCAGUACGUUUAUGAGGUGAAGACUGAACUACCUACGAACAGCACAGGGUCGACGCGGGCUAGCCCAGCGCGGUAUUGCCAUGGUUACACGUUUAUUCGGCAUUUUAGGUUUGGAUUACUUAGGAAACGGCUUGUCCCGGCACCAUGCUCGAGCUGUGCGGCCAUGCUCAUCCUGUUGUACUCUGACAAUCAUCAACAACCGGGGACGGUGGCCACACUGCAUCCUUCGCGGUGAAAUCAUCAACGGC
This is a messenger RNA of Aspergillus ibericus CBS 121593, 1524 nucleotides long. RefSeq names its product TFIIH/NER complex subunit TFB4. The transcript is spliced from 2 exons. Gene Ontology annotation, biological process: nucleotide-excision repair; regulation of DNA-templated transcription. Bases 85 to 1236 code for a protein of 383 amino acids. Lineage: Eukaryota; Fungi; Ascomycota; Eurotiomycetes; Eurotiales; Aspergillaceae. The record is from RefSeq and is a predicted model, not a curated record. Gene Ontology annotation, cellular component: transcription factor TFIIH core complex; transcription factor TFIIH holo complex.